Molecule: messenger RNA, 1816 nt
Organism: Rhizophagus irregularis DAOM 181602=DAOM 197198
Lineage: Eukaryota; Fungi; Glomeromycota; Glomeromycetes; Glomerales; Glomeraceae
Source: RefSeq, a predicted model, not a curated record
UCACUUUUCGAUUUACUGCCGUUAGAUUUUUAUCAUGAUUUCCGAUUCGCCAACAAAAAAUUGGCUCAAGUCAAAGCUACAAUAUAUUAAAAAAAAUACAUCCUUUCAGUUUUCCGACGACGUGUUAAUUUCGAUAUUGGUUUGUCUCAUGUCCGGUGAUAAACACUUGAUAUUAACAUGUAAACAAGAAAAUAUUGAAGAACUUAGAUCUAUGACUGAGCAAAUAUUCAACCACAUUUUUAAUAUGACUACUUCUACAGUUAUUUGUGAUGCUUCACAAACACCGGCUGAUUUUGCUACUAAUCUUUUUAGUCGACAGAGAGAAGAUAAUUCUCAUAUAUUGAAUUUAUCAAAUAAUAUAAAUCCUUACCCUAAUGUUACAGAGGAAGCAAUGCUUCGAUUAAAAACUCAAAAAUCAACUAGAUCCUUACAGACAAUCAGCUCUACAAAAUCAAAUGACAAAAAACUUAUACAUGAUUUUAAAGGAUCAAAACGUCGGUCUAAUUUGUCACACAGCUCAAAUCAAUUAUCGAAUCAGAGAGAUUCUUACGUUGAUUCAAAUAUGGCUGAUGAACCACAAUCACUUUAUGGAAAUAGUUACGAAAGCACAAGAUCUUUUCCUUACGAAAAUGACGAAUUUAGUUUUCAGAAAUCAAAAGAAAGGUCACGGACAAUUGAUAGCCCAAGAGAGACAAAUUUUUCAGUUUCUAUCCCAUCAAGUUCUUAUUCACGUAAGAAGAUUACAAAUCUAUCAACUUCAGCUCAACCAAUUGACAUUCCUGAGAAGCCUUUGACAUCAUCGCGCCCAAGUCUUAGUAUAAAUACUGGGUCGCCUCGUAAGAAUAUACAUUCAGCCUAUCAUUCUCAUUUCAAUCCACUUUCACAAUCUCCGAUAACGCCAAAUGAUUACACUUUAUCAAAGAAAAAGCACGAAAGUUUAGGUACUGGUAGUUUUGAACCACCUUCACCAUAUUUUUCGGGUUCGCGGUCUUUAGCAAAGGCUGUGAUUAUUGAAAAUUUACCAGACGCAAACGAAAUCAUUUAUGCAUUUUUGUUGGAGAUUUUGAUACGAAAACAAGUAAUUGACAAAUCUACUAUUCAUAAUAUAUCGAAACCUUUUAUCAUUAUCGUUUUAUUGCCAAUUACCGCCAUGAAACAUAACUUACCUAAUCAACUGCUUGACAGAUUUUUUAUUAGUUAUACUUAUGAGGGAAUAGGAGCUGGGAAAUCUUCGACAAUUCCAAUCAAGCGAAGUCCGCUUAUUAAAGCUUCGGAAAUUGAAGAUUUAUCAAAGAAAAUGGAUAGUGUAACCAUUCAUAAUGAUAUGCAUAGGUAUAUGCGAGAUGUCGUUGUAGGAAUACGAACACAUCGUUUGGUAAAAGGAGGUUUAACAGCUCGAGCAUCAUCUGAUCUGGUGAUACUUGUCAAAGCACUUGCCGCAGUUUUUCAACGCAAUUAUGCAACUCCCGAGUUAGUUCUUUUUGCAAGCGAAAAAAUAUUUUCUCACAGGUUAAUAUUAAGAGAUGCUGGAGAUGAUAAAAGCAUUAUGUAUGGGACUAAAUUAAUAACAUUGCUAAGGGCAAAAAAUCUUGCACCCAAAUUUCCAAGUCCUGGUGACGUUGUGGCGGAUGUAUUACAAGCCGUUUGGCCACCAGUAUGAUAGAUUAAAGUUUAAAACUAUCAGUUGUGUAUAACUAUGAUUUAUCUACAAUUGAUUUAGAUCGUCUAAAAUUCGUGUUAUUAACAAUCAACUUUAAAAGAGUUGUAUCGAAUUCAAUAAUUUUAAGAAACAUAUACUUAUUUUUUUGUUGCAAUA